AUGGCCCAACCCAGGAAGAAACUAGAAUGGAAAAAAGAGGUGCCUUUUGGGCUCACCGCAUCGCAAUUUGGCAUGGCUCUCGGGCUUAGCGGACACAUUGUUCACUUUGUGGAUUAUGUCCGAAAUAUCGUUGGCACGGAGUUGGAAUUUACAGGCAACGCAAUUACUGAUCACGGUAUAAACACUGAGCCAAAGUCGCGUGCGCUGUAUGAAUUAUUAACCUCUACAGCUGUUAGUGACGGUGGCUUCUAUCUUUUGGAAGGAAGGCUUCUUGGUUGCUCUCCUGAUGGACGUGUCUUUGAGGACGCGCCACCGGUAUCUUCGCAGUUAAUGUCGCCAUCGCGAAAGGGAAAUGAAACCAAGUUGAUGGGUGUAAAGAAUGGGAAACAUCAAGAGAAUCCAAUAUCUAUCCGAAUUCCGUUCAGGUCAAAGAGUGUAAGGGAUGAUUCUUUAGCCACCACACCGUCUCCCGAUUCACCCACGGCUUCCACAUCGAAACGCUUGGCAAGAUUGUUGGAAAUCAAAUCCCCCUAUUACGCAUUAUACGACAGCACCAAACGCUUAUGUCACCCCUUUGGAAUACCUCAACAGUACCUUUGUCAAAUGCAAGGUCAGAUGGCGAUUGCCGAUGUGGAUGUAUGCGACUUCUUUGUCUAUCUGGAUAAACCAGUUUGCCAAGUUGUUGCAUGGCGAGUUUACCGCAGUGACGAGUUUUGGAGAUGGGCACACCCGAAACUUCUCCAAGUAGUGGAGUGGAUCCGCGAUGGUCCACCAAAGUCACUUACAAAAGACUUUAAGUUUGGCGAGUUCGACUAUUCAAGGAUUAACGUGGAGCCACUGAUUUUUCCGUAUGAUAUAUCUAACUCCAAACCAAUUUGCGACAAUCGACGUUUCCCCUUUUUUGCAAAGUUUGUGAACCCUUACAUGGACCCCCGGCGUAGCCGUGAGCAAGAGGAGAUCCUGCGGAUGCUAUCGAGCCCAGUGACACGAUUUCUUUUCGACAAUAACCAUGGACUCAUUAAGUCGGAAGGUGUUGAAUACGGUGAAGAGGCGAUGAUGUGGUGUUGUGCCACUGCAGAUAGCACCGGUAGCAUCAGCCGCUGUAGAAACUCGCUUGCAAGUCGGUGGUGCGGUGGUGCUCCCAAUGGGGCAGCGGCCGGAGGAGGGGAGGCUCUGGCGUUAUUAAAACCAGUUGAUUUUAGUGAUUAUCGAGUAACGUGCCGCGUAUAUACUCCAGGUGAACCGGCAUGCUGUGAUAGCAGUCAAGGAUGCGGCAUUUGUUUAAGGAGGUUAAGGUUCUGUGAAAGGAAGUUAUUCUCCAGGCUCAAUCCAUUAGCGUCCCCACCAGAUAUCAGGCAAUUAACCACACCUCUCUGUUCACAGCCUGAGGGCGCCGUAUUAUCUGUAAGUCAAAGCGAUCCGAUUGAGAGCGAUAAUGACCCAAUUAUUGUCGUCGAAGACGGGGGGACGUCAUCAUGUUCUUCUGUUGAGGUUAUUAGCUGA
Molecule: messenger RNA, 1503 nt
Organism: Trypanosoma brucei brucei TREU927
Lineage: Eukaryota; Euglenozoa; Kinetoplastea; Trypanosomatida; Trypanosomatidae
Exons: 1
Coding region: 1-1503 (500 amino acids)
Source: RefSeq, a predicted model, not a curated record